Messenger RNA from Penaeus vannamei (Pacific white shrimp), 1063 nucleotides. The record is from RefSeq and is a predicted model, not a curated record. NCBI's taxonomy places the organism in Eukaryota, Metazoa, Arthropoda, Malacostraca, Decapoda, Penaeidae.
ACUCUAGUUUCCCUUUCUACUUAGGCCAUAUUUCUAUUUAACAAUGAAGUCUUUCAUAUUUUCUGCUAUCGUCUGCGUUGUUGUGGCAGACAGUCGCUACGGAUCCAACGGGAAUGGAAACGGCUUCGGAGCGCCUCGUCCUCCCACCAACGGCUAUGCGCCCCCAAGUAACACCUAUGGCACGCCCAACGGUGGCUACGGAGUAGACCCUGAGAUCGCCGCUUUGGCCGAGAACAUUCCAGGGGGCGGCGUCCCCGGCGAGGACUACCCCAUCUUGGCUUCCGUGCCCGACACCGGCUUCUCCUGCGAUGCCCAGGCGGUGCAAGGUUAUUACGCCGACACUGCAGCUGAAGCCGGCUGCCAGGUGUUCCAUAUCUGCCAGGACCGCGCCCUCAGGCGCCAACAGGACUCCUUCCUGUGCCCCAACGGUACCAUCUUCAACCAGCAGUACCUGGUAUGUGACUGGUGGUUCAACGUGGACUGUUCUCAAGCUGAGAGCUUCUACUCCGUCAACGAGCUCAUCGGAGUCGUUCCCGACGCCGGUUAUGCUUAUGCUGCCGCCACCAACGGCCUCCUCAACGGAAACGGAAACGGUUACGGAUCCAACGGAAACGGAAGGAACGGAGCUAACGGAUACGGUUCCAAUGGCAACGGAAGGAAUGGCAACGGAGCCACCAAUGGAAAUGGAUAUCGCUCAAACGGCAACGGCAACGGUGCCAAUGGCUUCAACGGCAACGGCAGGAACGGCUAUGGUUCUAAUGGCAACGAAGCGAACGGUGUCAAUGGAAAUGGUCUCAAUGGUAAUGGGAAUGGAUAUGGGAACAGGUACAAUGGCAAUGGUCUCCGAACAAAUGGAAAUGGAAGGAAUGGCAACGGCAAUGGAAACGGAUAUAAUGGCAAUGGGAGAAGCGCCUUCAAUGGUUUUAAUGGUAACGGAAACGGCAAUGGAAGAAGCGCCUUCAACGGCAAUGGCAACGGAUACAACGGCAAUGGCUUCAAUGGCAAUGGGAACGGCAACGGAGUCCCUGCCGCCCCUUCUGCCUCCUACGGCGCUCCUUUCUAA